This is a messenger RNA of Diachasmimorpha longicaudata, 805 nucleotides long. Its product is annotated as ejaculatory bulb-specific protein 3-like. The transcript is spliced from 2 exons. Lineage: Eukaryota; Metazoa; Arthropoda; Insecta; Hymenoptera; Braconidae. Bases 112 to 426 code for a protein of 104 amino acids. The record is from RefSeq and is a predicted model, not a curated record.
AGGUCUCGCAGAGUCCAUCAUUCAGUCGAGAAUUAAUUCAAGUGAUAACCGACGAUAACUCUACACAAUCGAGAAUUUCGCUGGCGAAUUAGCAACUGUUUGUGGAUAAAAAUGAAGAUGCAAACGAUUUUGGUUUUUGUUGCAACACUCUUUGUUGUUAUUGGUGCUCACGAUUUGGGGGUCGAAACCUUCCUGAAGGACAAAACAUUUGUUAACAAAGAAAUUGAUUGUAUGUUGAACAAGGCACCCUGCGAUAUAAUCGGACAAAUGAUCAAAGAUAUAUUACCCGAUGCAUUGAACAAUGAUUGUGGCCAUUGCUCAUCCAUUCAAGCCAAGAUCAUGCGUCGUCUGAUGGACUUCAUGGAGACCUCCCACCCCGAACUAAACCGACAAAUUCGUGAAUUAUAUCCCCCCAACCAAGGCUAGACGAUACCGACAAACAAAGUAAAUAUUUUGCCACUCAGCACUGACUACAAUUAUCUUUAUUCGACUCUCAUAGACCAAUUGAAAUUUAUUCUCAGAAUUAUUCGCCUGUGGCGACUAAAAGCCAACUCCUACUAUUCGUUACUGAUAAUUAGUCAUUGCGACGAAUGGCAAAGAGAGAUUUGAUGAUUAAACUGCUGCGCAAUGAAAAAUACAGUUUUCCGGCCAUUAAAAUUACACAAUAAAUGACAAAACCAAUGAUUUUAUGUUAACAACAAUAUUUAUUACAUAAUUACGAUAUAAUAAUAACUUCUAUGAUGUACAGUACAUUGUCGCACUAAUGUUCUUAUUAUCAUAAUUAUUAAAUGGAAUGAUACAAUUA